UCAGUCAUCUGUCCAAUCACAGACGGAAUAGUCAACACUUCGGUGUAGCGCAUGUCUACGGGAGAAAGGAGGAAUGUCCGCCGAGUUUAGUCGAAAUACGUUUGUUAAUUGAACGUUUAACGAUUACUGUUGUACUGAACGUACAAGUUUUUUGGACAGGCGGUAGCCAUGGCUUCCCGAGCUGGACCUCGAGCUACUGGCACAGAUGGGAGUGACUUUCAGCACCGCGAGAGAGUGGCCUCACACUACCAGAUGAGUGUCGCCCUCAAGUCGGAGAUCCGUAAGCUAAACAUCGUCCACGUUCUGAUCUGGCUCCUCUUAGCUGCCCAGGUGACGGUGAGCCAGCUGAACCUGGUGUCCCACAGCGUGGUGGCUGCUCCCUACCAGUGGGAGUACCCCUACCUGCUCAGUAUCAUCCCCUCCCUCUUCAGCUUCAUGGCCCUGCCCAAAAACAACAUUAGCUACCUGGUGAUCUCCAUGAUCAGUGCUGGGCUCUUCUGCAUAGCACCGCUCAUCUACGGGAGUAUGGAGAUGUUCCCGGUGGCCCAGCAGCUGUACCGUCACGGCAAGGCCUACCGCUUCAUCUUCGGCUUCUCUGCUGUGUCCGUCAUGUACCUGGUGAUGGUGAUGGCGGUGCAGGUGCACGGCUGGCAGAUCUACUACAGCAAGAAACUGCUGGACGCCUGGUUCACCUCCACACAAGACAAGAAGAAGAAAUGAGGACAGAGGAGGACUUCAUUAUUUAAACAACUGACAAAGAACAACUAUUGCUGCCUGCCACUGUCUGCCACUGCUUCUAGGCCUAUCUUCCAUAUAUAUUUGAAUUCUAUACCCCCCCUCUCGCCAUCCCUAAUUGAUAGUUGUAGGACUAAUUGGAAUCCUUUAUACCACUCAGGAGGCUGUCCUGUCCUGUCGUCUUCCUGGUAAACCCUCUCACCUCCAUUAUCCCAUCUCCUGGCUCUGGAGCCUGUGGACAGAUUAAGACUUGAGUUGUCAAUCUGAGACUCCAGGGUUAAAUGUUGACCUGUCCUGCUGUCUUUAGAAACCCAUCCUCUUUAUAUCUCAGUCCUGAUCUAUGGAGCUGGCUGCCAUAAUCUGUCCUGCAAAGGAUAGUACACUUGCUACCUCCAGUCUUAGCCAUACGUUCCAAUUAUCUCUCCUUCCUCCACAAGUUUGCACUUGUUCACUUCCCUUCACUGAUUUGAAAGGAAAUGACUGGAAUAAUAAAUAUGGUAGAAAAUCCCACUAGACCAGGGAUAGGCAACUUUGAUGGGGGUGGGGACCACAAAACAUCUGAACUCAUCAUGAGGGUCCGCAGUGGCUCGCGGGUCUGCGUAACCACAUCCAUACCCACACAUGCAGUCAGAACCGGCCCGAGCCUUUUGGGGGCCCUAAGUGGAAUUUUGUGUGUGUGUAUCUCAAUGUUCUACACAUUUUGCCAUGGGGCGGAGAACAUUUUUUGCAGUUUUAAAGCAAGUUUGCUGCAAUUCUAAUCAUUUCCAAGGGGGCGGAGAGAAAUGUGCAGUUUUUAUUAUGAUAUCUGGUAUUGAAAUUGCACCUUGUGUAUUCUACUAUUCUAACUCUCAACAGUAAGUUGAGACCCCGACUGAGUUCCUAAAUUUUUUUCUUUCAUAUUUGGAAAUGUAUCCGCAGGCCUACACCGGGACAGCAGUUGCCCAUCCCUGCGUUGGACAAUGACUCUACAAAUCCAAUGUUUUUAGAUUUGUGGGUGAAGUAGUGAAGGACUGUACACUUCAGGAGGAAGGAGAUAUUACUGGGACGUACCCAUGACUAGGUCAGGGCAUGAUGUGGCCUUAAUGAGAGGAGCCUUCCAGAACUGUAAAGGAACAGGGAAAGGGUUAAGAGAAGGGAAGAGCAGUGGUCAGAUUGAGUCCAUAUGGUUGUGUGCUGGUGUCAAUGCACAUGUUCACGUUGACAGUACUCAACAAUUCAAUUGUUUCUAAAUGACAUGUACAUUGUUAAAUAACAAUAAAAUGGGUAUGCUGCGGCAGCUUUGCAUC
Messenger RNA from Coregonus clupeaformis (lake whitefish), 2021 nucleotides. RefSeq names its product jagunal homolog 1b (gene jagn1b). Gene Ontology annotation, biological process: endoplasmic reticulum organization; granulocyte colony-stimulating factor signaling pathway; vesicle-mediated transport. NCBI's taxonomy places the organism in Eukaryota, Metazoa, Chordata, Actinopteri, Salmoniformes, Salmonidae. Gene Ontology annotation, cellular component: endoplasmic reticulum membrane. The record is from RefSeq and is a predicted model, not a curated record. The coding region runs from base 169 to 720 and encodes 183 amino acids. The transcript has 3 exons.